AUGCCUAAAGCCGGUGGUCGGCACGACCGCUACAAUACAGACCUCAGUGACGUGUUUGGGUCUACUGUGCGAGUGAAGAAACAAAUCAAGUCCAUCCAGAACUUGCUCCAAAAGGAAGACUUGCCAGCCGAUGUCAGAGUGGAGAAGGAGCGAGCGUUGAAGGCGUUGAAGGUUGACUUAAGAAACAGACAAUUCGACUUGAAAACUAAAAAGCGGGCCCAGAAGUACCAUAUGGUUCGGUUCUUCGAAAGAAAGAAAGCUGUGAGAAAGCUAAAACAGGCUACCAAGGCUCACAAGGAAGCCGUUGACAACGAGUCCAAGAAGGAAAUCAAAAAGGCAAGAAAAGUUUUGAAACAUGCUCAGAUUGACGUUGCUUACGUGUAUAUGUUUCCAAAAUCCGAGAAAUAUGUGUCCUUAUAUCCGCCAGAGCUCAGUGAAGAAGCCAAAAAGGACGAAAACGUCAGAAAGGGAGCCCAGCUUACUGACGAGAAGAGAAACGCUUAUCGUAAAAAAAUGGAGGAACUUAUAGACAAGGAUAAGCUCCCCUUCACUUUUGAGGAUGUGUUGGCUGGAAAAACUAUUCAUGUGGAAAACACAACCUUGCCGGAGCCAGACGAGGAGAUCGAUGCUCCUCAGGAGCCACAGCGAGAAGAGCAAGAGGACGACUUCUUUGAGUAG
Messenger RNA from Candidozyma auris, 678 nucleotides. RefSeq lists its product as uncharacterized. NCBI's taxonomy places the organism in Eukaryota, Fungi, Ascomycota, Pichiomycetes, Serinales, Metschnikowiaceae. The transcript has a single exon. Gene Ontology annotation, cellular component: nucleolus; preribosome, small subunit precursor. The coding region runs from base 1 to 678 and encodes 225 amino acids. Gene Ontology annotation, biological process: maturation of SSU-rRNA from tricistronic rRNA transcript (SSU-rRNA, 5.8S rRNA, LSU-rRNA). The record is from RefSeq and is a predicted model, not a curated record.